CGGCGCCAGAGCUCCUGUGGACAGAGGGAAGCGGCAGCAGCGUCACAAGUAGCAGUGCUGCAUCGAGAUCUUUCCAUUUCAUCUCAAACAAGAGUCCGAAAGAUCUGCGCUCCUCUCCUGUGCGUCAUCGACCUCAACGGCUUGUGCAUUCAUCCAUCCAUCUAAGCAGACAGAAGCGCUGGGCAAUUCCCCGUUGACACAUACCUGACAUGGUGCAGAUGAAGAGAUACGACUCCUUCAAAAGGUGAAGAACUUGCAGACAGACAGACAAGUGACGUAGACGGACAUCUUUUGCCUGUGUGUGUUUGCGUGUGAUGCAGCCGACGGUUCCGUGUGUUGGUGAGUGACAGCAUCGACAAUGCUGGCAUCGACAUCCUCUCCACCGUGGCCGACGUCGACGUCAAGACCAAACUCACUGAGGACCAAAUAUGCGAAAUCAUCCCAGAAUACGACGCCAUGAUGGUACACAGACACACAGACACACACAUGCCCACCGAUAUGGUGUGUUGACUGACAGGUGCGUAGCGGCACCAAGGUGACAGAGAAGAUCAUCCGUUCGAGCAAGAAGCUCAAGAUCAUCGGCCGGGCCGGCGUGGGCGUCGACAAUGUCAACGUCAAGGCCGCCACCGACACCGGCAUCUUCGUCGUCAACUCGCCUCUCGGCAACACGUACGGUGGACCUCUCUCACUCUCUCACCCACACAGACAAGACACACAUGCCACAUGCAUCUCCAUGCAUCUCUGCUGCAUCUGUCUGUGUCUGUCUGUCUGUGGUCACUCACAUCACGUCAGUGUGGCAGCCGCCGAGCACACCUUGGCGCUGCUGAUGGCGUUGAGUCGCAACAUCGCCCCGGCUGACGCGUCGAUGCGCGCACUCAAGUGGGAGCGCAACAAGUUCAUGGGCAGCCAGCUGCAGGGCAAGAUUCUCGGCAUCGUCGGGCUCGGACAGGUGAGGGAUGGUGUCUGUGCGCGAGGGUGUGAGGAUCUGGGCGCAUGUGAGAAGAAGAUGUGUGGUCUGUUUGUGUGUCAGGUUGGCAGCCACGUUGCCAAGGUGGCCCGUGAGAUGGGCAUGAAGCUCCUCACCUUCGACCCAUAUGUCAACGAAGCAAAGGUGCCACACACACACACACAACCAUCACACAGCCCGAUCUCUCCCUCUCGUCUGUGUGUGUGUCUUGCGUGUCUUCCAUUAAACAGGCGGCCUCCCUUGACUGCCAGAUCGUGACCCUUGAGGAGCUCUACAAAAUGAGCGACUACAUCACGCUCCACGUGCCGCUCAUCCCCGAGACCAAACACAUGAUCAACGCCGACACCAUCAAGACCAUGAAGCGCACAUGCCGCAUCAUCAACGCGUCGCGCGGGGGGGUCAUCGACGAGAAGGCACUGGUUGAGGCACUCAAGGAGGGACGACUGGCCGGAGCCGCGAUGGGUGUGUGGGGAGGGAGGGAGGGAGGGAGGGAGGGAGAGAGGGAGGGAGGGAGGGAGAGGUGAAUGCCUCUACUUGGUGUGGUGUGGUGUCUGGUCCGUCAUCAGAUGUGUUUGAGGAGGAGAAGGCGUUCGCCGAGGACAACCCCCUGCUCACCGCGCCCAACAUGCUGCUCACGCCUCACCUCGGUCAGUCACCUCAUGACACGCACAGCUCACUGCGUCUGUCUGCAAAUGGUCUGUGGGUGGUGUGUGGUUCAGGUGCGUCGACUCACGAGGCUCAGGUCAACGUGGCGGUGGACGUGGCGCAGCAGAUCAAGGACACCCUCCAGGGCAACCUACCGCAGUCCGCUGUCAACAUACCCGUAGGCAGGCCUAGAAUUGCACCUCUACGACACGGAUCCAUUCUCUUGUGUGUUAUGUGAUGUGUGUGUUGUGUGUGCAAUGGGCACAGGGAAUGCGUGCGGCCGAGCUGCAGCAAAUCCUGCCCCUCCUCAGCUGCUGCGACGACCUCGGCAAAGUCACUGUCCAGCUGCUGCAGGGCGCACUGGAAAAGGUGAUUUGACACCCACACCCACACCCUCCAACCACCACCACCCCACCCACACUCGCCUGUGUGUGUGUGUGUGUGCAGAUAACGGUCACGUUGGAGGGCGAGUACGCCAGCGAGCGCGGCGACCCCAUGCUGCUGGCGGUGGCCAAGGGCGCCCUGGCGGUGCAGCUCGACAGGCCCGUCAACUUCGUCAACGUCAAACAGGUCGCAGACACCUUCAAGGUCGCUCUCUCUGUUGCCAAAGGUGCUCACAGACAGACACACAUGAACACAGAGGGUGUCUCGUCUCGUCACUCAUGUGUGUACGUGUGUGUUGUCAGAGCCGCACCACACGAAGCCCGGCCUGCGUGUGGAGAUGAAGAGCAGGACCGAGACGGCCACUGUGCGCGGUGAGUGAAUGCAGUCACACCACACGCAUGCACCACGAUGGAUGGCAAGAGCAGAUGGCUGAUGUGCAUGUGUGUGUGUGUGUGUGUGUCAGGGACCAACACUGACGACGGGAAGGUGCUGAUGACGGCCUUCCAGGACGUGCCGAUCUACAUGCUGCUGCCUGACCUCGGCAGCAAGAAAACCUCCUUCAUCUACUCCAUGCACAGGUAGCUGAUGCCCAGCCGCAACACACACACACACGCACACACACACAGGUGUACUUGUGUUCCUCCUUCUCUCCUUCUCUGUCUCCCUCUGUCUGUGUGCAGCGAUUCGCCCGGUGUGCUGGCUAAGGUGACGGGCAUCCUGGGCAAGCACCAGCUCAACAUCGGCAACCUACACUUGGGUACCUCACACACACAUGCAGAGCACCGAUAUGUCUUGUGUGGUGAUGAUGUGGUGAUGACGUGGUGUCCCUGUGUGUCUGUCAGGUCGCAAGGCGCCCAAUUUGGGCAUCGCUAUAGCGUCGGUUGACGGCGGUGUCUCUCAGGAGGCGCUCGACGAAGUCAAGGCACUCGACACCGUCAAGGUACGCACCGACAGGACACACAGAUACAGGGCAGUCAAUGACACAGUGUGUGUGUGCAGGAGUGCAAGGUAUUCGUGGUUUAAGUGAAGAAGACCAGACCAGGCCGGGCCGGGCCGGGCCACGUGUUCGCCGGGCUCUCUCGCCUUGUUUGUUUCCUGUAAUGUGAUGCACUGACCGGGAAUGAUCCUCUCUUGUGUCGCGACAGACACACGAGGGGCUGAUUCCCGGAGGGAGCAGCACGUGACAGAAACAAGCGAGCACAGAGAGACCAGGUAGUUGCGUUUCGUCAAGUCGUUUCGUUCGCCUGUCGAUAAGGGAAUGAUAGAUCAGCCCUCCCCAUCCCAUCCAUGUCUGUCUGUGUGAGAGGGACAAACGCCCGAGGGCCUUUUUUCACGCCCUCAUGCGUGCCGACAUCCCUCUCCAUCCCUGUGUGUCUGUCUGUGUUGCCGCCACCCAUCCAUCCAUCCAUCCAUCCCGCUGCAGUUUUGCCCGGUAGUACCGUAGCCUGACACGGAGUCAGCAGUGCACUCACUCGUAGGUGCAUGUGUGUGUGCGUGUGUGCGUAAGGUGGGGUACAUCUCUAUGUGUGUGUGUGUAUGCGUGUCGGCUGGCCGACCUGGUCGGUCGAUGCCGCGCGCACAUACGGCUUUUUCACUCUCAGGGUGGGUGGAUGGAAAGAUGGUGGCUGGAGGCUGGGAGACGUUCGUGAGCAUGCGCGCUUUAUGCGACAGACAGACAGGAGGGCUCGUUUUGGGGCGGGCGGGUGGGGUGGGGUGGGCAUGUAGGUCAAUUUUCUGGGUCUGCCCAUGCGUUUCCUUGUGUGGUGCCGACAAACAGACUCUUGUAUGCCUGCGUGCGUGCGUGCGUGCGUGUGGCUGGCUGCAUUCGAGUUCAAUGGAUGGAAAAAGCGC
Messenger RNA from Vitrella brassicaformis, 3847 nucleotides. The record is from the annotation of a GenBank genome assembly. Lineage: Eukaryota; Vitrellaceae.